Molecule: messenger RNA, 789 nt
Organism: Lichtheimia ornata
Lineage: Eukaryota; Fungi; Mucoromycota; Mucoromycetes; Mucorales; Lichtheimiaceae
Exons: 6
Coding region: 1-789 (262 amino acids)
Biological process (GO): DNA integration
Molecular function (GO): nucleic acid binding
Source: RefSeq, a predicted model, not a curated record
AUGACUGUUGUUAAGGAUCAUUCAACCGAAAAACGUCGUCAAUCGCAAUGGGAUUUCACUAAGCAAUUCCCUGACAGUAUUACUGUUGAGAGGACUCCAAAACGUCCUAGGACCUUUCAGUCGUCGGUGCAGAAUUCAAGCUACUCUCAUCAGCGUGGGAAACGAUUUGGACCCUGGGUGCGAGAACGUUUCAAGCUAACCGUUUUUGCGGAUGGUGUUGCUAUCGUUACUCUUCUUCGUGACGAAACAAAGACGAUUGCAGUUGAGGAGCAAUUGUACAACACAAUCACUCGUGCACAUGAAGAUUGCAGUCAUGGUGGUAGGGAUGCCACUUGGCACAACCUUAAGAACUACCUUUAUUGCCCCGAGAAAUUUGUUCGACUUGUCGUUAAGCAUUGCAACAUUUGUGCAAGGUCCAAUACUCCGAACGUUACCCAGAGGGCUGCACAAGCGAUUCAUGCGUCGUCAUUUUUGGGAAUUGUUCAGAUGGAUUUGAUUGACUAUGGUGGAAAUGAGACUCCCGAUGGCCUACCACGCUAUAUCCUCCAUAUCAAGGACCAUCGGUCGAAAUUCUCUUGGGCGUAUUCUCUUUUGCGAAAGGAUUCAAGCGUUGUUGGCAAGAAAUUACAUGACCUUUUUUGUCUUGUUGGCCCUCCAAUCUUUUUGCAAAGCGACAACGGUGGCGAGUUUACAGCACAAGCCAUGAAAGACGAAUUGCAAUCCAACUGGCCUACCCUUUCGCUUUAUCAAUGGUCGACCACGCCACCCUCAAUCGCAAGGCCUUAUUGA